This is a messenger RNA of Laetiporus sulphureus 93-53, 2698 nucleotides long. Its product is annotated as ARM repeat-containing protein. The transcript has 2 exons. The record is from RefSeq and is a predicted model, not a curated record. Bases 307 to 2427 code for a protein of 706 amino acids. NCBI's taxonomy places the organism in Eukaryota, Fungi, Basidiomycota, Agaricomycetes, Polyporales, Laetiporaceae.
GAGUCUUUCUCUAAUUUCCACGUUUUCACAUCUCCGCUCGGCAAUCUAAGCAACAAUGUGCAGCCGGCUUGAAUGGUGUCUUCCCUUGUGGUGUCAACGGCAGUUGUGCGAGAAGACCCUUCGCCGAGGUGCAUCAUGAACAACGGACUCGGACAAGAUCGAAAUUGAUAUGAAUUUGCACGCUCGAUCGACGUGUGACGCUCAGGGCUCGGCGCUCAGCAUACCUCGGAGUUGCUUGCAUCGUCGCUAGACUCGUGCCUAUCAACAUCGCAGCUGUCUGAAUGCACAUCGUUAUCCUCUGUGACGAUGUCGGAGUCCCUCGGAGAACGGUUGGACGCCAUGUUGAAGAGUUCACAAACUGACGCACCAACGACACUCCUCCCAGACGAGCUAUCUUGUCUGGUCAGCUCUUUCUUACCAUCUAGCGCACUAUCUCUGCGGUCGAAAGCCUAUGUUACACUUUCUGCUAUCUGUCAAACGUUUCGACUUCCGUCGAAGGCGUCCUCCACGAAGCAGCAAGAUGCUGCAACGGAUGCCAUGCAGAGGAUAUUCGGCCCUCCAAUAGUGUCGCAACUCUCGGACACCGUGGAGACGGAAGUCCUUGCAGGCCUAUCAUUCCUUGCUGCUCUCUUCGAGGUUGACUGGCAAGUAGCAGCAGCCGUAUUUCAGGAGGAUGGGGUGCUUGAUUCUGUCAUGGAUGCAUUGGACCUAUUCUCCAAAUCGCCCCAGAUCUCUCGCGCUGUUGCUCAAUUGCUCGCGCAAGCCAGUGGCCACAAGUCGUGCCGAGUCAUCAUCUCAUCGCAGCAUCUACAGUGGCUGUCUGCGAAAUCGCGUCAGACUGCCGACGGCGUCCUUCGUGCAGCUGCGGCCGUUGCCCUUGUCAAACUUUCGCGGGGAGCUGGUGCCGAUGCUACAGAGAUUGCAGGCGACCGAAGCGAGACACCCGCAGCGGACGAGGAGGAGCUUGUGAAGUUGAUGAGGGGACUUGUGGUUGAGGGUACGGAAACUUCCUCUCUUGCAGAUGCCGUAGAAGGUCUCGCAUAUAUGAGCCCCGACACCGCCGUCAAGGAACAGUUAGCAGACGAUCCCUCCUUCCUGAAACGGCUUUUCUCGGUAGUGCCUCGUCGGAAAGGCCUCGUCAUGCAUGGUUCUCCUGCUGAGGACACCACGAGAUCUCCUCUGUACGGCGUGAUUAUAAUUAUCUCAAACCUCUGCUGCUACAGACCGCGUCUCACGGAAGAGGAGAACCAGAUGGCAAGAUUGCGACGGAUGGCGAACACCCCAGGCUCUUCCUCCAAACCUUCUGAGGAAGUCGAUCCUCUGGACGAUGAUGACCAUGUACGAAUGCGAGGACGCAAGCUCGUACAAGCGGGCGUUCUUGAUACUCUCACUGCAGCUGUACGUGCUACAGAGAGCCGUGCUGUCAGGCUUGCAGUGGGAAAGAGCCUCCUUAGUCUGGUUGAGGACCACGAUAACCGCGGCAAGGUAUUGCAGGCAGGCGGGGCGAAAGCAUUGGUGCUUAUAAUCCAAGAAGUCCUGUCAGUCCCAUCCUCGAAGUCGACAACGUCGCAGAUGUCGCAGCUGGACGUGUCAGACAUUGAGCCAAUACAAGCUCUCGCAAAGCUGGCAAUCACUUCUUCUCCUGUUCAAGUUUUCGGUCCAAACGAGGGAGCUCUUUAUGAUGCCAUUCGUCCGUUCUCAAUCAUGCUCAUACAUCCCAACUCUACCCUACUCCAGCGUUUCGAGGCUCUCAUGGCCUUGACAAACUUGGCUUCACAAAGCGGAGAAGUUGCCACCCGGAUUGCCCGUAUGGAGGGCGUUUUGAACAAAGUGGAGCUGCUCAUGUUAGAGGAACAUACUCUGGUUCGUCGAGCAGCUACGGAACUCAUAUGCAACCUGAUAGGCGGCUGCGAGGAAGUUUACAAUAAGUACGGUGGCGAGAAGUCGUCGGCUUCAAAGUCGAAGUUGCAGGUGCUUGUUGCAUUGUGCGACGUUGAUGACCUGCAGACACGGCUCGCGGCGUCCGGCGCCAUCGCUAUUCUAACCUCCUCUCCUGAUGCAUGCCAGAUCCUUAUUGAAUUGCAGCACGAACGACACCGAGUGCUCCCAAUCUUAGGCCAGCUCAUUGAUCCCUCCAUUGUCACCGUAGCGGACCAGGGUGACGAAGAUGAUAUCGAGACAUCCCCCUUAGAACCCGAUCCCGGGCUUGUGCACCGAGGCGUGAUCUGCAUACGGAACCUUUUUGACGCCGUGCAAGGCGCCGCUGCGCGGAAAGAAAUAGCUAUAGAGGCUGAUAAAGCGGGAGUAGUCCAGGCACUGGUCGGUGUCAUCAAGAAGUCCCCUGCAAAUAGCAACUCGCCUGUACUGCAGCCUACAGCAGGAGUUAUUAAGUGGUUAUUGGAGAACGGAAUAGAGAUCACCAUAUGACCAGUUCAUGUUCAAUAAACGUCGCAUAUUGCAUAUAGCAUAAUCUCUGGCUUUGUGUCCUGCUCGUGUUCAUCUGUCCUGCAAUGCAUUGAUCGUCCACCUCUUUACGGUUCCGCUCGCAGGACUAACGAAUCUCAUGCAGUAUCCUAUAGCACAAUUUCGCCGCUGUUGUACGCUCACAGCGGAUGCUUUGACUCUGGAAUUUCUGAUCGUACAUCGUACGGAAUCGCUGCCGGCCCGAAUGACCCGUACGUUCCUCCUUCACAGCGCA